Molecule: messenger RNA, 1823 nt
Organism: Solenopsis invicta (red fire ant)
Lineage: Eukaryota; Metazoa; Arthropoda; Insecta; Hymenoptera; Formicidae
Product: DDB1- and CUL4-associated factor 8
Exons: 12
Coding region: 507-1517 (336 amino acids)
Cellular component (GO): Cul4-RING E3 ubiquitin ligase complex; cytoplasm
Molecular function (GO): protein binding
Source: RefSeq, a predicted model, not a curated record
AACUUAAGAUAAUCCUUAAGAAGGUGUGAAAUGUAAAAAUCGACUAUGAAUACCGAUCUAUGAAAAGUGUCAUUUCGACGAUUCCAGUAUUCAGUUUUCAGUCUUGCGAGUAUCCGCUAAGACGCAUUUACAAUAUUCAAAAUAAGCGAACGUCCAUCAAGAUGCAUUCUUAUGCAGUUGCCCAUCAUGCCAAGUCUUCGAGACAAUCGAGAGAGCGAUCGCAAGAGAUUAAAAGAAUGAGUGAGAGAGUGAAAGAACGAGCGAUAUCGCGCGAUUGAGUGAGAGAGCAGAUAAACGUGUAAGAUUGUGAGAUAUGAUAGUGCGCAUUGCUACUUUUCGACGCACGGAUCGAUGGUUGAUGACAAUGCGUCAUAAGUUUGCGGCCAGUUUGACGGUUUGUUUCAUAGCGGUAUUUCUAACCUGUUACCCAUUCAAGUCUAAAUCGCAAUCAACGUUGCUUGAUUUCUACGAAUCGAUACCUAAGAAUUCGCAGAGCAAGAUCAGAAAUGCAGCCUCCUAAUUGGCAUGGUGUACAGGAAGGGAUAAAUCGCCAAAUUGAGCGGCUCUCACUUGUCCAUCAGUUUACUGCGGAUGAGGAUUACCGUGUAACUACCUUAAGCUUUAAUCAAGAAGGAAAUUUAUUAGCAAAUGCCUGUAAAUAUACUUCAAAAAUAUUUAUUUGGAAUUGGGCUGUGUCAGAAAAACAUUGCUUUGAAAGUGGUCACACUAUUUCGGACAAUACUAUUUCGGACAAUACUAUUUCGGACGUCAAGUGGUUACCAUUAAGCACGGAAUAUCUGGUUACUUGUGCUAGGGACGAUGGGGUACGUUUGUUGAAUCUUAACUCAAAAAUUUCGGAAAUAUUAGCGGUACAUGAUUAUCAACCGGAGAAAUUGGCUGUUCAUCCUGAAAUUCCUAAUACGGUUUUAACUGCUGGGCGAGAAGGAAAAGUAGUUUUAAUAGAUGUCCGAGAGAAAACAGGAAACGAGUUACUUACUGUAUUCACGGAAGGUACUGAAUCAAAGAUAAAUCUACCCAAUAUACAUUUUAAUCCUUUAGACAGUUAUGAAUUUUGUGUCAGCGGCUACUGCCAAUAUGUAAGGGUAUACGAUCGGCGACAAGUUCAGCAGCCGCUUUAUACAUUGUGUCCCGAUCAUUUGAGGGCUCAAUGUUUGCGUAAGGUACUACACUGUGUAUAUAAUCAUGAUGGAAAAGAAAUUGUUGCAUCGUAUGGACAAUGCGAGAACAUUUACCUAAUUAAUAAAAGAAAUUCCUCAUCUGUAAAAUAUGUUCAUAUAUAUCAAGACGCUGAGGAAGUCAUUUUCUUUGGACCUAAAAGCGAAUAUGUAAUAUCUGGAUCACGCCGUGGUUAUUUAUUCAUUUGGGACAAAAAUACGCAAGAUUGUGUGAAGCAGCUGGAAUGUGAGGGUCAAUUUAUAAGGUAUUUAAAGGCACAUCCGUCUUUACCUAUUCUUGCGAUACAAAUGGACAACGAUAUUGGGAUAUUGAUGCCUUAGGAUGAAAAAUUUCCGGAUAAGGAAUCAUUUGCUUCUACAUCAAGUGGGGAAUGAGAAUGGAAAAAACAGUUAAUAAAUGAAGAUGAAGGCUUGGAUAACUUUAACACAUCAUCUGAAGAUAGUUCUAAUUAAUUCUAACAACACAAUGUAAAAACACCAUGUAUCAGCAUGUCUCUGGAACUUGCGCCUAAACGUUUUUUAGCUUUUUUAAAAUAAUUAAAAAAUUCUCUAAAAGUUUAGGAAUAUACAUUUAAGAUUGUAGAACAAAUGUGUUGUAUUUUAAACAAAAUAAAUUGUAUAACUUAA